CGGGUCGAAGUCGAAGCCAAGAGUCGUGAGCCAGUUCUCUGGUGGCCGGUUCGAGAAGGACUGCCACGGGAGCGCUCUAAUAGAGUAUAUACGGGAGCGGUGCCAUUAUUAUUUUUCGCUCCGCUUACCUAAAUCGACAAUAACAGCAAGAGCGCGGAGUGGCCGGCCUUUCGAGUCCCGGUCGUCCCUUACCUUCGUUACAAUACAACCACCCCCCGAGUUACCUCUGACGAUUAUUGACAGCCGAUUGAGAGUCAACGAGAUCACGUUGCACAGCGAGGAUGUCUUACGGCGCGAGGAUUCUGCAGGCGCAGAAAGUUGCCGUCUUUGCGGCUGAAAUCCAGCAAAGAUGCUUCAACACGAGUCCACUCACCUUUGCGGCCGCAAAGGUGGCUAUGUCCAAAUUUGACUCCAAUGCUCACUUACCUUACGACAAACUCGAAGACAGACUUAAAGUCGUAAAGAAAAGGCUAGACCGUCCCUUGACCCUCUCGGAAAAAGUUUUGUACUCCCACAUAGAUGAUCCCCAAAACCAAGAAGUCAUCCGCGGCACGAGCUACUUGCGGCUACGCCCCGACCGCGUCGCUAUGCAGGACGCCACGGCCCAAAUGGCCAUGCUCCAAUUCAUCAGCUCUGGACUACCAAAGGUGGCGGUUCCCUCGACCAUCCACUGCGAUCACUUGAUCGAGGCCCAGAUCGGGGGCGAGAAGGACCUCAAGCGCGCCAAGGACAUCAACAAGGAGGUAUACAACUUCUUGAAAACCGCCGGCGCCAAGUAUGGGGUUGGAUUCUGGAACCCGGGCUCUGGAAUUAUCCACCAGAUCAUCCUCGAGAACUAUGCUUUCCCCGGCCUCCUCAUGAUCGGCACGGACUCCCACACGCCCAACGGCGGUGGCCUUGGUGGCUUGUGCAUCGGUGUGGGCGGUGCCGAUGCCGUCGACGUCAUGGCCAACAUCCCGUGGGAACUGAAGUGCCCCAAGGUGAUCGGCGUCAAGCUCACGGGCAAACUGUCGGGCUGGACGAGCCCGAAGGACAUCAUCCUGAAACUCGCCGGUAUCCUGACCGUAAAGGGCGGCACCGGAGCCAUCGUCGAGUACUUCGGGUCAGGCGUUGACAGCAUCAGCUGCACCGGCAUGGCCACCAUCUGCAACAUGGGCGCCGAAAUAGGCGCCACCACCUCGGUCUUCCCCUACAACGACCGCAUGAAGGACUACCUCAAGUCGACCAAGCGCGAUGACAUCGCGGCUGCCGCAGAUCAGUACAAGUCGGCACUCCUGACGGCCGACAGCAAUGCCAAGUACGAUCAGAUCGUCGAGAUCGACCUGUCCACGCUCGAGCCCCACGUCAAUGGGCCCUUCACGCCCGACCUCGCGAACCCCAUCUCCCAGUUGGGUCAAAUAGCGAAAAAGAACGGCUGGCCGAACGAGGUGAAGGUCGGCUUGAUCGGUUCCUGCACCAACAGCUCGUACGAGGACAUGGGCAGGUGCGCCAACAUAGCCAAGCAGGCGCUCAAGCACGGCUUGAAGUCCAAAUCUGCGUUCAACGUCACCCCUGGCUCGGAACAGAUUCGCGCCACCAUCGAGCGCGACGGUAUUGCUCAGACCCUCCGCGAGUUUGGCGGUGUAGUCCUCGCCAACGCGUGCGGGCCCUGCAUCGGCCAGUGGGACCGCCAGGACAUCAAAAAGGGUGACAAAAACACCAUAGUCACCUCGUACAACCGUAACUUUACCGGUCGCAACGACGCCAACCCUGCGACCCACGCUUUCGUCACCAGCCCCGAGCUCGUGACUGCCCUCUCGAUAGCCGGACGCCUCGACUUCAAUCCCAUCAAGGACAAACUCAAGGGCGCCGACGGAAAGGAAUUCCUCCUGGACUGUCCAUACGGGAACGAGCUGCCGAGUAAGGGCUUCGAUCCUGGCGCGGACACGUACGACGCCCCACCCGCCGAUGGCAGCAAGGUCAAGGUCGACGUCGACCCCAAAUCCCAGCGCCUACAGCUGCUGGAGCCGUUCGACAAGUGGGACGGCAAGGACCUCACCGACUUGACCAUUUUGAUCAAGGUCAAGGGCAAGUGCACCACCGACCACAUUUCCGCGGCCGGGCCCUGGCUGAAGUUUCGGGGCCACUUGGACAACAUCUCGAACAACAUGUUCAUCAGCGCAACGAACGCCGAGAACGGCGAGAUGAACAAGAUCAAGAACCAGUUGACGGGUGACUGGGGCGGCGUGCCCGACGUGGCCCGCCACUACAAGAAGAACGGGGUCAGGUGGUGCACCAUCGGUGACGAGAACUACGGCGAGGGCUCGUCCCGGGAGCACGCCGCGCUCGAGCCCCGCCACCUGGGCGGCCGUGCCAUCAUCGUCAAGAGCUUUGCUCGCAUUCACGAGACCAACCUCAAGAAGCAGGGCAUGCUGCCCCUCACGUUCGCCAACGCGGCCGACUACGACAAGAUCGAGCCCACCGACAAGAUCAGCCUGCUCGGCUUGAAGGACCUUGCGCCCGGAAAGCCCGUGAAGUGCGAGAUCAAACACAAGAACGGCAAGACGGAGACCAUAGAGCUGAACCACACUCUGAACGACCAGCAAAUCACGUGGUUCAAAGCAGGCUCGGCCCUCAACCGCAUGAAGGAGAUCGCCGCCGGCAAGUGAGCAGCCAACCACCUAAUCCGAGCCUCCCUCCGACCUCCCCAUCCGACGGCAAAUGUGACGAAAAAACGUUUCUACAACUAGUUACACUUAGGCUGGUUCUAUAUGCGUAUAUAUAUAUAUGGUAUUGAAUUAGGACUCCCGAUAAAUAGCGGCUUCACAACUGUUCCUUCCAAUCUCCCUUGGCUUUGAAAUCUUUGUUGCUCGAUGUUACCGAUUUCCAAACGGGAGAGCGGAAGAUACGAAUGUGGUCGCGUCGGCGAUGCAAUCGUUAUUAUUUUUAGGCCCCGUGAUUAUGCAACGCGAAAAAAUUUACGUUACGGCUUUUAAAGAAAUCUAUUGCUGAAUCUUUGUAUGAUACAUUAGUAUUGUGAAGCUGGAUUUUUAAAAAAAAUCGGCUCCAUUGUACCCCUUGACAGGUACUUUCGUAACCCGUUUAUUACAGAUGCAUCAGGAUUAAAUUUUGAGAUCUGUAUUGUUUUAGGAUGAUGAUCGAACGAUAAUCGUAGAUCGCGUUUAAAGUGCUAAAACUUAAACAUAAUGAAUAAUAACGAUAAAUAACAAGAAAAAAAAAAAAAAAAAAAAAAA
Copidosoma floridanum is the source of this 3233-nucleotide messenger RNA. RefSeq names its product aconitate hydratase, mitochondrial. Gene Ontology annotation, biological process: tricarboxylic acid cycle. The record is from RefSeq and is a predicted model, not a curated record. NCBI's taxonomy places the organism in Eukaryota, Metazoa, Arthropoda, Insecta, Hymenoptera, Encyrtidae. Gene Ontology annotation, molecular function: 4 iron, 4 sulfur cluster binding; aconitate hydratase activity. Gene Ontology annotation, cellular component: mitochondrion; cytosol.